Cuscuta campestris is the source of this 1068-nucleotide messenger RNA. NCBI's taxonomy places the organism in Eukaryota, Viridiplantae, Streptophyta, Magnoliopsida, Solanales, Convolvulaceae. The record is from the annotation of a GenBank genome assembly.
AUUUCAUGCCUCUCCUUGCUGUUCAGGUGACGGAGCUCGCCGACGGGGUCUUCGUCGGGCUCUCCGUCAAUCACGCCGUCAUAGACGGCACCUCCCUUUGGAAUUUUUUCAACGCGUUCGCGGAGGUCGCCAGAGGAGUGGAGAGGAUCGCGCGGAGGCCUGAAUUAUGCCGGAGCCGUGUUUUUUGCUCGCCGGCGGUGCUGAAACUCCCCGACGGGGUCCCAAGGUCGCCUACGACGUUGACGCUCCGGUGAGGGAGAGGAUAUUCAGCUUCACAGGGGAAUCGAUUUCGCGGUUAAAAUCGGAAGUCAACGGGGACGUUGACCCCGCGAACGCGAUUUCGUCGUUCCAAUCGCUGUGCGCGUUGGUGUGGCGUGCAAUAACGCGCGCUAGGAAAUUCCCGCCUUCCAAAACGACGACGUUCCUUAUGGCGGUGAACUGCCGGCACCGGGUGGACCCAAAGCUGGACCCGUAUUACUUCGGCAACGCCAUACAGGGAAUCCACGCGCACGCUAGCGCCGGGGACAUGGCGUCACGCGACCUCCGGUGGUGCGCCGGGAAAUUAAACGAAAUCGUGAGGGCGCACGGUGACGCUGCGGUGAGGAGGUGCGUAGAGGAUUGGGAGAGGGACCCACACUGCUUCCAGAUGGGGAACUUUGACGGGGCGACGAUCACGAUGGGGAGCUCGCCCAGGCUCCCGAUGUACGACAACGAUUUCAGGUGGGGAAGGCCGGUUGCGGUCCGAAGCGGUCAGGCCAAUAAGUUUGACGGCAAUAUUUCGGCUUUUCCCGGCCGAGAAGGCGGCGGGGCUGUGGAUUUAGAAGUUGCCCUCUCACCUGAAAUAAUGGCGGGUAUCGAGUCCGACCCGGAAUUUAUGCAAUACGUUUCGGGUUAUUGAACGACUUUGGUCUGAUCUGAUCCGGUUCCAUUAAAAAUAAGUACAGAGUAUUUGAUAAAAAAUAAAUUGAAAAGAACACAACCUUACACUACCAAUAUUUACUCUAGUAGUUGGGUAGUGUACUUAUGUACCCAAGAAUAUAAUUACCACAAUGAACUAGAGUUGGGUUC